This is a messenger RNA of Neltuma alba, 564 nucleotides long. Its product is annotated as mitogen-activated protein kinase kinase kinase 5-like. The transcript is spliced from 5 exons. Gene Ontology annotation, cellular component: cytoplasm. Lineage: Eukaryota; Viridiplantae; Streptophyta; Magnoliopsida; Fabales; Fabaceae. Gene Ontology annotation, biological process: protein phosphorylation; MAPK cascade. The coding region runs from base 1 to 564 and encodes 187 amino acids. The record is from RefSeq and is a predicted model, not a curated record. Gene Ontology annotation, molecular function: MAP kinase kinase kinase activity; ATP binding.
AUGGAAUACAUCCCACCAGGUUCACUGAAGAAAUAUAUAUCGGAAAGGGGUGUUCUAUGUGAAUCUUUAAUUCAAAAUUUCACUGUACAAAUUCUCUCUGGUUUGGUUUACCUGCAUAGCAGAAGAGUUGUUCACAGGGACAUAAAGCCAGACAAUCUGCUUGUCGAUUCUAACAACAUAGUAAAGCUGGUUGACUUUGGUUUGGCUAAGCAUUUGGGAGAAUCUGUGGGCAAGCACUCCCAGUUGGGAACUCCAUAUUAUGCAAGCCCAGAGGUUCUUCAAAAAUUAGAAUAUGAGAGCUCGCGUGAAGCUUCUGCUGCUGAUAUAUGGAGUUUGGGUUGCGUAAUCAUUGAAAUGUUCUCAGGGAAGCAUCCUUGGCCUCGUUUGGAAUGGCAACAGGCUUUCUAUAGAGUUUGUCUUAAAGAGGAACAUCCGGACAUACCAAAAGAGUUAUGCCAAGAUGGCAAAGAUUUUCUCCAACUCUGCUUCAGAAGAACUCCAGCCGAGCGGCCAUCUGCUGUGGCAUUACUAGACCAUCCCUUUGUAAAAGCAAAAACAACUUAG